UAUUCACAUCCCGAUAUGUCUGGAGAUUAUGUAUGUAUAAUAUAUAUGACUUUGAACCAGCUAUCUUCCUAGGAAUAUGUUGCUCUUUUGUUACAACUGCAUGCAAAAGCCCCAACUAGUUUCACUCUUUUUAUAACAUUGCAAUAAUAUUUUCUGCAUUCACAAUCAGUACUACAUUCAUAACUAUGCUCCUCCUCUUUGUAAUAUUUUUGCUACCAUACCCACCCUACACAAUGGCUGCAAUGCAAUGUGGAGAUUGCGGCCAAACCAAGGUCCCUUACCCUCUUAGCACCAGCCCUGGCUGCGGGAACCAAGCACACAAGGUCAGGUGCACCGCAGGCACAUUGUGGCUUGAUGCACUAAAUGGCUCAUCCUAUAUGAUCACAUCUAUUAACCCUCGGGGUCAAUCAAUGAUUAUUCGACCAGCACCACUCAUCCCGAAUACAUGUUUAAGCACUGAUCUCAUUCACCAGGGUAUUCAGCUCGAUCCGCUGGGAGCAUUCAACACUACAAGUAGUAAUACAAUCUUACUACUAAACUGCACUGACAAUAUGUUGCAUUUACAAGCACCAAUAAAUUGUACAUCAACUAGUAUCUGCCACACCUACAUAAAGUACACAAAAUUUGCAACCCCUUGCACCGGGUCGCCCAUAUGUUGUGAUUUUCGAACAGGGGGUUCGCAAACUGCUUAUGUGAUAAGAAUUCAUGAGCAAGGAUGCCUGGCUUACCAGAGUUUUGUUAAUUUGGAUCCAACUUUACCAGUUGCAAAGUGGCCUGAGCCAGGGGUGGAGGUCGAGUGGGCAUCACCACAAGAGCCGGUUUGCAGUUCUCCAGCAGACUGUCGGAUUCUGCUCAACUCCAAGUGCCAACUAAACCAGGGGAAUGGUGGACAAAAAAGAUGCUUCUGUAAUGCCGGUCGUCUAUGGGACCCAGUUUAUGGUCGUUGUAAAAAGUGCAAUGAAAAGAGUUGCAAAGUUCAUAAAAGCCCAAUGCCUGGUAUUGUAGGCGCAUUAGGUUCUGUCCUCCUAUUAAUCUUAGGCGGCAUUCUUGUAUACAAACGUCUUCGUCAUGUGAAGCGCAAGGCGCGAAAAAAUUUAGUCAAGGAACGCCAAGAGAUCUUAAAUGCAAACAGCAAUGGAAAGGCCGCAAAGAUCUACAAUGACAAAGAACUACGAAAAGCAACAAACAACUAUUCUAAAGAGAACCUUCUUGGAACCGGUGGCUUUGGUGAAGUCUUCAAGGGUAUUCUAGAAGACGGGACCAUCAUAGCUGUUAAACGUGCAAAGCCUGGGAAUACCAAAGGUGUGGAUCAAGUCCUCAAUGAGGUUCGAAUCCUUUGUCAAGUCAACCACAAAAGUCUAGUACGACUCCUUGGAUGUUGUGUUGAGCUUGAGCAGCCACUCUUAAUCUACGAGUACAUAUCAAAUGGUACACUUUUUGAGCACCUCCAUGGAUUCCGCCUACGCAAAUUGGAACCUCUUAGCUGGCAGAGACGGCUCACCAUUGCUCACCAAACUGCAGAAGGUCUUUCAUAUCUCCACUCCUCUGCCGUGCAGCCUAUUUACCACCGUGAUGUAAAAUCAAGCAACAUUUUACUUGAUGAGAAACUGGAUGCAAAAGUUUCUGAUUUUGGGCUAUCUAGGCUGGUAGAGACAAGUGAGAGUGAUUGCAGUCAUAUCUACACGUCUGCUCAAGGAACCUUGGGAUAUCUUGACCCGGAAUACUACCUAAACCUUCAACUGACGGAUAGGAGUGAUGUUUAUAGCUUUGGGGUUGUCUUGUUGGAGCUUCUGACUUCCAACAAGGCCAUAGAUUUCAACAGAGAAGAAGACAACAUAAACUUGGUUGUUUACAUGAAGAAGAUAAUGUAUGAAGAAAGACUUGUGGAUGUUAUUGAUCCAGCACUUACAACUGGAGCUACGAAGGUAGAGCUAGAGACUAUGAAGGCACUCGGAGAUUUGGCAGCUGCGUGUUUGGAUGAACGCAGGCAGAAUCGGCCUUCAAUGAAAGAAGUAGCUGAAGAGAUCGAGUAUAUUAUCAGUAUCGUUUUAGGUGAGGCUCCUAAGACAUAGUUAUGUUGUAACCUCAAACCACAAUAAUAUUACCGUGGCCACCUACUGACCUUGAUUAACCCAACCUCAAAAGGAUGUUUUAUAUUCUAAAAGUACCCUUUCGAGUUGAAUAGCUUUGGUUAAAUUAUCUAAACUCUUAAGUUUACCCACUUAAGCCAAAGUGUUCAAGAAAUGACAACUGGGU
Molecule: messenger RNA, 2256 nt
Organism: Daucus carota subsp. sativus
Lineage: Eukaryota; Viridiplantae; Streptophyta; Magnoliopsida; Apiales; Apiaceae
Product: wall-associated receptor kinase-like 20
Exons: 3
Coding region: 186-2072 (628 amino acids)
Biological process (GO): protein phosphorylation; cell surface receptor signaling pathway
Cellular component (GO): plasma membrane
Molecular function (GO): ATP binding; protein serine/threonine kinase activity
Source: RefSeq, a predicted model, not a curated record